AUGUUGUCGCCAGGAAAUCUGGAUGAAAUUAAGGAACGGAUCAACAAAAAUGAAGAAAUCGAAAUCGUCAUGUUUAAAUUUUUUAAACCGCUCAAACCGCUGCGAUUUUCCAAGAGCAUGAUCACCGGAGUAAAAUGGACAAUAAGCAAUGCGGAAGCGCACAAGUUUAGAGAGAUGCAAGAGGAGGAAUCACUACGGCGGGCCAAGGUAUGUAGUUUUGAUGAAGCGCGCAAAAAGCAGUUGGUUGAGCUGCAGGCAAAGGGUGAGGCACUAUGCCGAGAGAAGGCCAAGUUGCAACACCAGAUCGAGCAUGUAACGUGGCACCUUGAGGGAUGUCGUCGGCGGCGACCCUGCUUGGCACGGCUGCCAGAGAACUGCCCACUAAAGGGGAACGCACCGAGCUGUCUGCCACAUUCACCGGAAAAGUUGAAAAUUAUGGCUAACAUGAAGAGCACUGCCGAUCACCUUGUGCGAAGUAUCAUGGAUUUGAGAAAGAAAAUUCACAUCGUGCAGGACAAGCUAGAGCAUGAGGUUGCUCGUAAAAAGGAAAUGGAGAAAAAGCUAUCUGAGUUGCGAAAAGAAAUUUGUCGCCACAAUAAGUGUAUGCAACAGCAACAUCAACACCAUCAUGCAUACCACCAUCAUCAUCAUCAGCCUGCAGUGCCGGGGGGUGGUGGCGGUGGCGGUGGCGGUGGUCACGGUACGACAUCUUUGCCGCCGAUCGUGAAAAACUGCAUUGCGACCAAAUAG
Messenger RNA from Anopheles bellator, 750 nucleotides. RefSeq lists its product as uncharacterized. Bases 1 to 750 code for a protein of 249 amino acids. The record is from RefSeq and is a predicted model, not a curated record. The transcript has 6 exons. Lineage: Eukaryota; Metazoa; Arthropoda; Insecta; Diptera; Culicidae.